Messenger RNA from Aureobasidium namibiae CBS 147.97, 2757 nucleotides. RefSeq names its product DNA mismatch repair protein. The coding region runs from base 1 to 2757 and encodes 918 amino acids. NCBI's taxonomy places the organism in Eukaryota, Fungi, Ascomycota, Dothideomycetes, Dothideales, Saccotheciaceae. Gene Ontology annotation, molecular function: mismatched DNA binding; ATP-dependent DNA damage sensor activity; ATP binding. Gene Ontology annotation, biological process: mismatch repair; mitotic recombination. Gene Ontology annotation, cellular component: MutSalpha complex; nucleus. The transcript has a single exon. The record is from RefSeq and is a predicted model, not a curated record.
AUGGCAUCAAGACCGGAGCUCAAAGUGGACGACGAGUACGCCUUCAUCAAAUUCUUCAAAGGCCUGCCAGGCAAAGACGACGAUACGAUACGACUCUUUGACAGAAAUGACUAUUACACAGCACAUGGUGAUGACGCCAACUUCAUCGCUCAAAACCAAUACAAGACCACCUCGGUAAUCAAGCAGCUCGGCCGCGAUCCUGGACUUCCAUCUGUCACUCUUUCACAAACCGUUUUCCGUAACUUCUUACGCGAGGCUCUAUUCCGUCUCGGCAAACGUAUUGAGAUCUACGAGUCUGUUGGCAAGAACAAAUUCAACCUCACCAAAACCGCCUCGCCAGGAAACCUUCAGGAUGUUGAAGACGAGCUCGGCAGCAGUAUGGAAGCCGCUCCCAUCAUUCUCGCCGUCAAAGUCUCAGCCAAAGCUUCGGAGGCUCGUAAUGUUGGUGUUUGCUUCGCAGAUGCCAGUGUUCGUGAGCUUGGUGUGAGUGAGUUCGUGGACAAUGACAUUUACUCCAACUUCGAGAGCUUGAUUAUCCAACUGGGUGUUCGAGAAGUUCUUGUGCAGUACGAUGGACAGAAGAAAGACGGAGAGUUGACCAAAUUACGAGCUAUCGCAGACAAUUGCCAGUGCGCUGUAUCUGAACGCCCAUCAGCCGAUUUCAACAGCAAAGAUAUCGAGCAGGACUUGAACAGGCUAUUGCGUGAAGAACGUACCUCGACUCUGCCGCAGACGGAAUUGAGAUUGGCCAUGGGAGCUUCAGCUGCUCUUGUCAAGUACCUCGGCGCUAUGUCUGAUCCCUCAAACUUCGGCCAAUAUCAACUCUACCAACAUGACCUCUCACAAUAUAUGAAGCUCGACGCAUCUGCGUUAAAGGCCCUCAAUCUUAUGCCCGGCCCCAAGGACGGAUCCAAGACGAUGAAUCUGUAUGGGUUACUCAAUCACUGCAAGACCCCCAUCGGUAGUCGACUACUCGCUCAGUGGCUCAAGCAGCCUUUAAUGAACCUGGAAGAAAUUGAGCGCAGACUACAACUCGUAGAAGCGUUCGUCAAUGACACUCAGCUUGCCGAAUCAAUGUCUUCAGAUCAUCUCAGAUCCAUCCCGGACCUUUAUCGGCUGGCCAAGAAAUUCCAACGCAAGAACGCUACUUUGGAAGACGUCAUUCGCGUAUACCAGGUCGCUAUCCGUAUACCAGGUUUCAUCGGCACUCUUGAGGCAGUCAUGGAUGAAGAAUACAAAGAUCCUCUAGACAGAGAAUACACCAACAAGCUGCGCGAGUGUGCUGAUGCUCUGGGUAAGCUGCAAGAGAUGGUUGAAACUACGGUAGAUCUUGAUGCUCUCGAGAACCACGAGUUCAUAAUCAAGUCCGACUUUGACGAAAGCUUGAAGAUCAUCCGAACAAAACUCGACAAGCUCCGUUACAGCAUGGACAAGGAACAUGGCAGAGUCGGAGAUGAUCUUGGUCUCGAUACAGAAAAGAAGCUCUUCCUCGAAAAUCACAAAGUUCAUGGAUGGUGCUUCCGCGUCACCAGAGCAGAAGCUGGCACCAUCCGCAACAAGAAGCAGUACCAGGAAUGCUCGACGCAGAAGAAUGGUAUCUACUUCACAACCUCCACUCUGCAGGCGGCGCGCAGAGAGCAUGAUCAGCUGUCUGAGAACUACAACCGCACUCAGAGUGGUCUAGUGCAGGAAGUUGUGGGAGUCGCAGCUUCGUACUGCCCUGUCGUCGAGAAGCUUGCCGGCAUCCUAGCACAUAUGGACGUGAUCGUCUCAUUUGCUCAUGUCGCUCUCCAUGCACCCACGCCCUACUGCCGGCCAAGGAUGCACCCUCGUGGUACCGGUGACACUGUCCUCGUCGAAGCUCGUCAUCCUUGCAUGGAAGCACAGGACGAAAUUACCUUCAUGCCCAAUGACGUUACCCUCAAACGGAAAGACUCGGAGUUCCUGGUCAUCACAGGACCCAACAUGGGCGGUAAGAGCACGUAUAUUCGCCAGAUUGGUGUCAUCGCCUUAAUGGCCCAGAUGGGCUGCUUUGUACCCUGCACAUCUGCUGAGCUCACCUUAUUCGACUGUAUUCUUGCCCGUGUCGGUGCCAGUGAUAGUCAACUCAAGGGUGUUUCUACGUUCAUGGCUGAAAUGCUCGAGACAGCCAACAUCCUCAAGUCAGCGACAAAAGAGAGUUUGAUCAUCAUCGAUGAAUUGGGUAGAGGCACAAGCACCUACGACGGUUUCGGCCUGGCCUGGGCCAUCAGUGAGCACAUUAUCAAGGAAAUCGGCGCCUUUACUCUGUUCGCAACACAUUUCCACGAGUUGACUGCACUGGUCGACACGUACUCACAAGUCCAGAAUCUGCAUGUCGUUGCGGACGUCAGUGAUGGAUCAACAGCAGACUCUGCACCUCAAGUCUUGCUCAUGUACAAAGUCGAGCCCGGCAUCAGCGAUCAGAGUUUUGGUAUCCACGUUGCAGAACUCGUCCGUUUCCCACAAAAGGUCAUCUCAAUGGCCAAACGCAAGGCAGACGAGCUGGAAGACUUUGCGGGAAAGAACGAAGAGGCAAAGUCGGAGCUCAAGAAUGCAAGCAAAGAAGAUGUCGCAGAGGGCAACAGACUACUGAAAGAGUUGCUGCUGAAGUGGAAGGAGGAGACGCAAGGUCAAGGGAUGGAUGGCAAGGAACAGGUCAAGAGACUCAAGACCUUGGUUGCUGAGAAUGAGCAGUUGAGAGCCAACAAGUUCUUCAUUGGUAUGAAGGGACUGUAA